This is a messenger RNA of Myotis lucifugus (little brown bat), 6336 nucleotides long. It is a transcript of the gene DOP1A, whose product is annotated as dopey family member 1. Lineage: Eukaryota; Metazoa; Chordata; Mammalia; Chiroptera; Vespertilionidae. Gene Ontology annotation, cellular component: endosome; trans-Golgi network. Gene Ontology annotation, biological process: Golgi to endosome transport. The transcript has 26 exons. The coding region runs from base 112 to 6039 and encodes 1975 amino acids. The record is from RefSeq and is a predicted model, not a curated record.
AUGUAUUUAUAUUCAUUAAUGAUUCUUUCUAAUAAAUGAUAACUUUUGGGAAUCUUUUCCCUUUUUCUCUCCUAAAUUCUUUGCUUUCUCAUUUUGAAGCCUACUAGAAGUAUGAGGGUGUUGUGUCAGGAGACUUAUAUUGAAAUCCAGACAGAACACUUGCCCCAGUUGCUGCUCAGGAUGGUUUCUGCCCUGACAAGCCAUCUCCAGACAUUGCACUUGUCUGAACUCACAGAUUCACUCAGGCUCUGCUCAAAGAUCCUUAGCAAAGUUCAGCCUCCACUGUUAGCUGCCAGUACUGGAGGUGUUUUGCAGUUUCCAAGUGGGCAGAACAACUCAGUGAAAGAAUGGGAAGACAAAAAGGUAUCAUCAGUUACUCUUGAAAAUCCUACUGAAGUGUUUGAAGAUGGAGAAAAUCCACCAAGUAGUCAGUCAUCAGAGAGUGGAUUCACUGAGUUUAUACAGUAUCAAGCAGAUCGAACUGACGACAUUGACAGAGAACUGAGUGAGGGGCAGGGAGCAGCUGCCAUCCCAAUUGGUAGCACAUCCUCUGAGACAGAAACGGCUUCCACUGUGGGAUCUGAAGAAACCAUCAUCCAGCCUGCCUCCCUAGUCACUCAGGGGACAGCAACCCGAGGUGGGAAGACAGUCCAAAAGACUGCAAUGCAGUGCUGCUUGGAGUAUGUCCAGCAGUUUCUCACCAGACUUAUCAACCUCUACAUUGUUCAGAGUAACUCUUUCUCACAAGCUUUGGCUACAGAGCAUCAUGGGGAUCUCAGCCGAGAGCAAGGAGACACUUCAAAAUGGGACAGGGAUUCACAUGGAGAUGUAAAAGACAGAAAUAUAAGUAAACAGAAAACUUCCAAAGAAUACCUUUCUGCCUUCCUUGCUGCCUGCCAGCUCUUCCUGGAGUGCUCAAGUUUUCCAGUUUACAUUGCAGACGGGAACCAUACCUCAGAGUUACAUUCUGAACAGUCAGAGACCGACUGUGAGCAUGUGCAGCCUCCACUGUGGCUCCAGACUCUAAUGAAUGCGUGCAACCAAGCAAGUGAUUUCAGUGUGCAGAGUGUCGCUAUCUCACUAGUCAUGGACCUGGUGGGAUUGACUCAGUCUGUGGUCAUGGUCACUGGGGAAAACAUCAACAGUGUGGAACCUGUGCAACCCUUAAGUCCAAACCAGGGAAGAGUAGCUGUGGUUAUUAGACCGCCCCUCACUCCGGGCAAUCUGAAGUACAUAGCUGAGAAGACUGAAUUUUUCAAGCACGUAGCUUUCACACUAUGGGACCAGCUGGGAGAUAGCACCCCUCAGCACCACCAAAAGAGUGUGGAGCUGUUCUACCAGUUACAUAACUUGGUUCCUUCUUCCAGCAUCUGUGAAGAUGUGAUAAGCCAGCAGUUAACUCAUAAAGACAAGAAAAUAAAGAUGGAGGCGCAUGCAAAGUUUGCAGUUCUUUGGCAUCUAACAAGGGACCUCCAUAUAAAUAAGUCUUCAUCUUUUGCACGUUCUUUUGACAGGUCACUGUUCAUCAUGUUAGAUAGCCUUAACAGUAUCGAUGGUUCUACCAGCUCUGUGGGACAAGCCUGGCUGAACCAAGUUCUACAAAGACAUGAUAUUGCAAGAGUUUUGGAGCCAUUGCUAUUGCUCCUGCUUCAUCCCAAAACUCAGAGGGUUUCAGUGCAGCGUGUUCAAGCAGAACGUUAUUGGAAUAAGGCUUGUUAUCCUGGAGAAGAAAGUGACAAGCAUUUCAUGGAAAAUUUUGCAUGUAGCAAUGUAAGCCAAAUACAACUCAUUGCAUCUAAAGGAAAUGGUGAAAAGCCGCUUACCGUGGACGAAAUAGAGAACUUUAGUCUCACCGUCAAUCCAUUAAGUGACAGACUUUCCCUUCUAAGUACCAGCAGUGAGACAAUUCCAAUGGUUGUGUCUGAUUUUGAUCUUCCAGACCAACAGAUAGAAAUACUUCAGAGUUCUGACUCUGGAUGUUCACAGUCCUCUGCUGGGGACAACCUGAGUUACGAAGUUGAUCCUGAAAAUGUAAAUGCCCAAGAGGACUCUCAGAUGCUGAACGCAAGCUCCCCAGAUGAUGAUGUUCAGCAGGUAGUGUUUGACCUGAUAUGUAAAGUCGUAAGUGGCCUCGAAGCAGAAUCAGCAUCAACUACUUCUCAGUUAGAAAUUGAAGCUAUGCCCCCAAAGCACAGUGAUGUGGAUCCAGGCGAGGAGCCGAUUAAAAGUGAAGAUCAGUCCACUCAGCAGAGUCAGAGUACUUCGCUGAGUAAUGAAAGUUCUCAGUUUCUCUCCGUGUCUGCAGAAGAUGGCCGUGAGUGUAUGGCAACUGGAAUCUCCAGAAAUAGCUCCUCACCUUGUAUUUCCGAAACCACACAUACCCCCCAUGACUCUUCUGUUGGUUCCACAGAAACCAAAUCUAGACAGAGGAGUCACAGUAGUAUUCAGUUCAGCUUCAAAGAAAAAUUAUCAGAAAAAGUCUCAGAGAAAGAAACAAUCGUUAAGGAGUCAGGCAAACAGCCAGGAGCAAAACCUAAAGUAAAACUUGCCAAGAAAAAGGAUGACGACAAGAAAAAAACUUCAAAUGAAAAACUCAAACAAACUAAUGUGUUUUUUAGUGAUGGUCUGGAUUUAGAGAACUGGUAUAGCUGUGGAGAGGGAGACAUUUCUGAAAUCGAGAGUGACAUGGGUUCUCCAGGAUCACGGAAAUCUCCCAGUUUCAACAUCCAUCCUCUCUAUCAGCAUGUGCUCCUGUAUCUCCAGUUGUAUGACUCAUCCAGGACUCUUUAUGCUUUUUCUGCCAUCAAAGCCAUAUUGAAAACUAACCCUACUGCUUUUGUAAAUGCCAUUUCAACCACUAGUAUAAAUAAUGUGUAUACCCCUCAGUUAUCUCUGCUUCAGAAUCUAUUGGCCAGACACCGGAUUUCUGUUAUGGGCAAAGACUUUUAUAGUCACAUUCCAGUGGACUCAAAUCAUAACUUCAGGAGUUCUAUGUACAUAGAAAUUCUCAUUUCCCUCUGUUUAUAUUACAUGCGUAGCCAUUACCCAACUCAUGUCAAGGUCACUGCACAAGAUUUAAUAGGCAAUCGAAAUAUGCAGAUGAUGAGCAUAGAAAUUUUGACACUUCUCUUUACUGAGCUGGCAAAAGUAAUAGAAAACUCAGCAAAGGGUUUCCCUAGUUUUAUCUCUGAUAUGUUAUCUAAGUGCAAAGUUCAGAAAGUAAUUCUUCAUUGUUUGCUGUCAUCUAUCUUUAGUGCACAGAAAUGGCAUAGUGAAAAGAUGGCAGGUAAGAAUGUGAUUGCUGUGGAAGAAGGUUUCUCAGAGGACAGCCUUAUCAAUUUCUCAGAGGAUGAGUUUGACAAUGGUAGCACACUCCAGUCACAACUUCUUAAAGUUCUUCAGAGACUCAUUGUUCUAGAACACUGGGUAAUGACUGUCCCUGAAGAGAAUGAAACAGGUUUUGAUUUUGUUGUUUCUGAUCUGGAACACAUCAGUCCCCAUCAGCCCAUGACUUCUCUUCAGUAUUUGCACGCUCAGCCAAUCACAUGCCAAGGCAUGUUCCUCUGUGCAGUGAUACGGGCCUUACAUCAACACUGUGCUUGUAAGAUGCAUCCACAAUGGAUUGGUUUAAUCACAUCUACUCUGCCUUACAUGGGAAAAGUUCUACAGAGAGUGGUUGUUUCUGUGACACUACAGCUUUGCAGAAAUUUAGAUAAUCUAAUUCAGCAGUACAAAUAUGAAACAGGAUUAUCUGAUAGUAGGCCUCUGUGGAUGGCAUCAAUUAUUCCACCAGAUAUGAUUCUUAUUCUUUUAGAAGGGAUCACAGCCAUUAUCCAUUACUGUUUGUUGGAUCCUACUACACAAUAUCUCCAACUUUGGGUCAAUGUAGACCACAGACACUUGUAUGAAGCCCGCAAAGGAAUCCUCUCAAUCCUUCAUAUGAUCAUGUCCUCUGUGACAUUGCUUUGGAGCAUACUGCAUCAGGCUGAUUCUUCGGAAAAGAUGACUGUUGCUGCAUCUGCUUCUGUUACCACUAUUAAUCUUGGAGCCACAAAGAACUUGAGACAGCAAAUUCUUGAAUUAUUGGGCCCCAUUUCAAUGAAUCAUGGUGUUCACUUUAUGGCUGCCAUUGCAUUUGUAUGGAAUGAAAGAAGGCAGAAUAAAAAUAUCAACAGGACCAGGGUUAUUCCUGCAGCCAGUGAAGAACAGCUUUUACUGGUAGAACUGGUUCGCUCAAUCAGUGUCAUGAGAACAGAAACUGUUAUACAGACUGUGAAAGAAGUUUUAAAGCAGCCCCCAGCCAUAGCAAAAGACAAGAAACAUCUUUCUUUGGAAGUCUGCAUGCUUCAGUUUUUCUAUGCUUAUAUUCAAAGAAUUCCAGUGCCCAAUUUAGUGGAUAGCUGGGCAUCACUUUUGAUCCUACUGAAAGACUCUAUACAACUGAGUCUUCCAGCCCCAGGGCAGUUCCUUAUUCUUGGGGUUCUGAAUGAGUUUAUUAUGAAAAACCCUAGUUUGGAAAAUAAAAAAGACCAAAGAGACCUUCAGGAUGUGACUCAUAAAAUAGUGGAUGCAAUUGGGGCAAUUGCUGGUUCUUCUUUGGAACAGACAACAUGGCUACGCCGGAAUCUUGAAGUUAAGCCUUCUCCCAAAAUAACGGUGGACGGAACCACUCUGGAAUCUGAUGUUGAAGAUAUGUUAUCACCAGCACUGGAAACGUCAAACAUAGCUCCUUCUCUAUAUAGUGUCCACGCACUGACAUUACUUUCUGAGGUUUUGGCUCAUCUUUUGGAUAUGGUUUUUUAUAGUGAUGAAAAAGAACGAGUUAUUCCUUUACUUGUAAAUAUUAUGCAUUAUGUUGUGCCCUACCUCCGAAAUCACAGUGCACAUAAUGCCCCUAGUUACCGAGCCUGUGUCCAGCUGCUCAGCAGUCUUAGUGGGUAUCAGUACACCCGGAGAGCCUGGAAAAAAGAAGCCUUUGACCUCUUUAUGGAUCCCAGUUUCUUUCAGAUGGAUGCCUCUUGUGUUAAUCAUUGGAGAGCAAUUCUGGACAAUCUGAUGACACAUGAUAAGACAACAUUUAGAGAUUUGAUGACUCGUGUGGCUGUGGCUCAAAGUAGUUCACUUAAUCUCUUUGCAAACCGGGAUGUGGAGCUUGAGCAGAGAGCUAUGCUUCUCAAAAGAUUAGCAUUUGCUAUUUUUAGCAGUGAAAUUGACCAGUACCAGAAAUAUCUUCCAGAUAUACAAGAGAGAUUAGUGGAGAGUCUCCGUUUGCCCCAAGUGCCAACUCUUCACUCUCAAGUGUUCCUCUUCUUCAGAGUGUUGCUUUUAAGAAUGUCUCCACAACAUCUUACCUCACUCUGGCCUACCAUGAUUACAGAACUUGUACAGGUAUUUUUACUGAUGGAGCAGGAACUCACUGCUGAUGAAGAUAUUUCACGGACCUCAGGUCCCUCUGUGGCUGGUCUGGAGACAACCUACACAGGCGGCAAUGGGUUUUCUACGUCGUAUAACAGCCAGCGGUGGUUAAACCUCUAUCUCUCUGCUUGCAAAUUUUUGGAUUUGGCCCUGGCAUUGCCCUCUGAAAAUCUUCCUCAGUUUCAGAUGUACCGAUGGGCCUUUAUUCCAGAAGCCUCAGAUGAUUCUGGUUUGGAAGUCAGAAGACAAGGCAUACAUCAACGAGAGUUUAAACCUUAUGUAGUACGACUGGCAAAACUUCUUCGAAAAAGGGCAAAGAAAAAUCCAGAGGAAGACAACUCAGGGAGAACAUUAGGUUGGGAGCCGGGGCACUUGCUGCUCACCAUCUGUACCGUGCGCAGUAUUGAGCAGCUCCUGCCAUUCUUCAAUGUGCUCAGUCAAGUCUUCAACAGCAAAGUCACUAGCCGAUGUGUGGGACACUCAGGGAGCCCUGUCCUCUACUCAAACACUUUCCCUAAUACGGACAUGAAACUGGAAAACCACAAACCAUUUUCCAGCAAAGCCAGGCAAAAAAUAGAAGAGAUGGUAGAAAAAGAUUUUCUGGAAGGAGUGAUAAAAACUUGAGCACCACAAGUGGUUCCAUUUAGUUUAAAUGUAAAUGUUAUCAUUUAAAACAAACAUUACUCUGAGUUCUAUAGUUUUUUUUUUUUUUUGUAUGUAACAAAACACAUUUCAGGUUGUAUUUAAUUUAAGUAUUUGUAAAUAAGAGCAAACGUCUGAAUGUGGCCUGGAUCACGUAUAAAUAUUGUUGGCUCAUAUUGAUUAUGGUGCCUAAGAGAGAUCUAUAUAUGCAUAUAUAGUUCAUUGUUUUACUGUCCUGAGUUCUCUUAAACCUGCAAAAUACACACUGCACAUUUUUUU